Lasiosphaeria miniovina is the source of this 401-nucleotide messenger RNA. RefSeq lists its product as uncharacterized. The transcript has a single exon. The coding region runs from base 94 to 366 and encodes 90 amino acids. The record is from RefSeq and is a predicted model, not a curated record. Lineage: Eukaryota; Fungi; Ascomycota; Sordariomycetes; Sordariales; Lasiosphaeriaceae.
GGCGACGAUGCCGCUGCCGCCCGCUUGUCCGACUUCAAGGUCUUUGACGAGGCGUCGCGCGGCCUCUGGGGCAGCCUAUGCCUCAUCUAGCGCAUGAAAGGGUGCCACCUCGGCUGCGUCGGCGCCGCCAUCAUCGUGCUCGUCCACGGCUUCGAGACGUUCAGCCAGCAGAUGGUCACCUUUGAGCAGCGCCCGGCACCCGUGGCGGGCAAUGGCUCUUUUACCAGCGUCGGCGGCGCGGGACAGGUGUCGGUGGCAGUGGCGCCGCCGCCGCCGCGAGCAGAGGUCUGGGACACGGUCCUCCAGAGGGGCUAUGCUGGAGGUAUACAUGCCCAUCCAAGAAACCAAAUCAGUGGAGGACGAUGAACCGUAGCUAACAUGACAACAGAUCUCGUCCCGGC